Esox lucius (northern pike) is the source of this 3976-nucleotide messenger RNA. RefSeq names its product solute carrier family 6 member 7 (gene slc6a7). Gene Ontology annotation, molecular function: L-proline transmembrane transporter activity. Gene Ontology annotation, cellular component: membrane. The coding region runs from base 177 to 2153 and encodes 658 amino acids. Gene Ontology annotation, biological process: sodium ion transmembrane transport. NCBI's taxonomy places the organism in Eukaryota, Metazoa, Chordata, Actinopteri, Esociformes, Esocidae. The transcript has 14 exons. The record is from RefSeq and is a predicted model, not a curated record.
ACUGCACAUGCGCUGUAGCCCACCGUAAUUGCCUUCCCGGUCAUUACCAAAAGUGCCGCUUUCAAUAAACACUGUUGAACAUUUCCGUCGAAGCACAAAUAUAUUAAUUUGAAACAUUCGUCUGAACAAUGUAGACGAUCGAACAUCCUUAGAUAAUCUAAUUUCUCCACGGGGAUAUGACGAGCGAGGAGCCAAAAACGAUACCUGGAAGCGAUACAGAUCAAACUUUAUCACAAGAAGCGAGACCAGCACAGCUGAAUGGCUUUAAUUUAGCCCACGAUGUCAUCGAUCCCUCAUCUCGGCCAUCUUUUGAGUCCCACCCUCCGUCUCCUGCACCCCCAGCAGAUGCAGAUUUUGUCCCUAGAGAGCAGUGGGGUGGGAAGUAUGAGUUUCUGCUGUCCUGUAUGGGCUACUCUGUGGGACUGGGAAACGUGUGGAGGUUUCCUUAUCUCUGCUACCGCAAUGGAGGAGGUGUGUUCCUCAUCCCCUAUUUCAUCAUGCUCAUCUUCACUGGGGUCCCCCUCUUCCUCAUGGAGCUCAGUCUAGGCCAGUAUGGAGCUGCUGGACCAAUCACAGUGUGGAAGUGUUGUCCCCUCCUCAAAGGCAUUGGCAUUGGGAUGCUCUGUGUAUCUACGCUGGUGUGUCUUUACUACAAUGUGAUCAUAGCCUGGACCUUCUUCUACCUGGGCAGCUCCUUUCAGAGCCCCCUGCCCUGGUCCUGUGAUGCCCCGGCCAAUGCCUACCUCUGCGGAAACAACACCAUUCAGAACAACCUUUCUGGCAAUACCCUCAGCCCCUCUGAGGUUUUCUGGAAUGAUCGUGUCCUGGGUGUGGUGAAUAGUCAGGGCCUAGAUGACCCUGGUCCUGUCAGGUGGCCCCUGGCCCUCUGCCUCUUAGCUGCCUGGAUCAUCAUCUUCUUCUGCAUGCUCAAGGGAAUACGCAGCUCCGGCAAGGUGGUUUAUGUGACGGCAACGUUCCCCUACUUCGUGCUGAUCGUUUUGAUCAUCAGAGGAGCUACACUGGAGGGAUCACUUCAGGGAGUGGCCUUUUACCUCACCCCUGACUGGGGCCGGCUGGCCAGUGCCCAGGUGUGGAACGAUGCUGCCUCGCAGAUCUUCUACUCGUUGGGGAUUGGUGUUGGGGGGCUGCUCUCCAUGGCCUCCUACAAUAAGUUUGACAACAAUGUCAUCAGGGACUGUCUGGUCAUCACCAUAGGGAACUGCAGCACCAGCUUCUUUGCGGGAUUUGCCAUAUUCUCCAUCCUGGGUCACAUGGCCUGGAGGAAGGGCGUGCCUGUUGGAGAGGUAGCAGACACAGGUCCUGGUUUGGCGUUUGUGGCGUACCCAGAAGCACUUGCUCUACUGCCAGGCUCUGUGUUCUGGUCCAUCCUCUUCUUCCUUAUGCUCUUCAUGUUGGGGGUGGACACUCUGUUUGGUAAUAUGGAGGGCAUUACCACAGCUGUGCUGGAUGAGUUUCCACAGCUCAGAGCUAGCAUGAAGCAGAAGUCCCUGUUCCUGGGACUGCUAUGUUUCGGCUUUUACCUGAUGGGCCUGCUGUUGAUCACUGAUGGAGGGAUUUACUGGUUCACCCUCAUCGACUCCUUCGCCACUAGCUUUGGUCUCAUUAUCAUCACCCUCUUCAUGUGCCUGGGCAUCUCCUUCUUCUAUGGAGUGAACCAGUUUUGCCAAGACAUCAUUGACAUGAUCUGUCUCUGUCCACCUUGGUGCAGCAAAGUGCUGCUCUACUUCAAAGCAUGCUGGGUAUUCUGCACCCCAUUUCUUCUUAUGUUCAUCCUGACCUAUAUCUUCAUUGAGAUGUACAACACCCCUCUGAAAUAUGGGGCCUAUGUGUAUCCUCGCUGGGGAAAGGCUCUAGGUGUGUGUAUGGGCGCCACCUGCUGUCUGCAGAUCCCAAUCUGGGCCAUCGUGGCAAUGAGCAAGGAGUCUGGAACACUAAAAGACCGAUUUAAGAAGUCCAUUCGCCCUCUGAACUCCUGGAGGGUGAACAACUCGAACAGCAGCGUAGGAGAGGAGCGAGUUGAGGCAGAGAGGGUGGAGGCCCCAUUCACAGUCCACCUGACCGACAGAGACACAGUCAACCUUACAGAUCUGGAUUUCACUGCUAUGGCCUGGGAAAACGGGAUAGAAGCAUGACCCUCUCCUCACAGUGGAAGUGUGUUGCCACCUGCAGAACUGUGUGGACAAAAAAAGAAUUUCACUGUCCACGCAUCUUGCACUGCUACCUGGUUUUCCAUUUACUAUAUUGACACUGAGACUGCUUAGAAUAAUUAUCUGAAUUGUCCUUCAGGACAGUGUAAAUGGGUGGUUUUAUUUUGGCUUUUAAGUACUGUAUUUUUAUUUUUACUAUUUUCAUUUUUGCUGGUGUGUCUGUAUAUACUCGUACAGGCCAUGGCUGCAGAUAUUUUCCAGGCCAUGUUUUUAUUCCUAAAAGAACACAAUUAGUUCUGCAGGGCAGGGCUGUUUCAUAUAUCACUAAUGAAGAGACUGGUGACAAAAGUUUUGUGACCUUAUGGCCUCUUAGUUGAUAAAAUAUUUUUUUCCUCUACCCUCUCUCCUUUGUGAUGUGGAAAGUGGUCUGAUGUUUUUUUGUUCCCAAAGAUUAAAUCAGCAAGGGGACUAUGUAUAAUACGCGAUAUGUCACACAUGGUGUUCGUACCUACAUAAGCAUUUAUGUGACACUAGUCUUGCCAAAGAUGUUAUUUUUUUAUUAUUGUGAUUGAAGACGUGGUUGUGCGAUAACCACUGAUUUUAAAAUACAACCUUUGUAAGGGCAGGUUCCUGAGGUCAUGAAAUUUGGUUUAUAGUUCUCUCCAUUUACAAAAAACAAGUUAUUCUCACAACCCAAUAGGUCCACCAUGAUUGAUUUAUUUGACAUUUACAUUUGUGUGACACCCUUAAUUGAUUUUGGGUAAAAUGCCCAAUUAUCACAUUUUAGUAGUCAUAAAACCAUACAUUAAACUAUCAAAAUACCCGGUCUGUGAAAUAACGUUGAUGGCUGCACCAAAUUAUCAACAUCCUAACUUUGGGCUGAGAUACUGAAGUUCUAGAGAUCCAGCGUAUGUAGAUAUCGCUUUUUUUAACAAAAUGGCAGUCCGAGAAUACAGUAAUUUUUAGAAGACAAAAAUAAGAAGUGUAAUAACAAGCAGCAUGGCUUGGCGAGUUGUGCAUUGAAGGACUUGUAUCUUGAUAGUCAACUGCCCCAGACCUGCUGAGAUUUCAGCCAUGGUUAUAAUUACAAAUUGAACAUCACUAAAUUGUAUAUUGGGGGUGGGUGACUUGGACACUGGACUAGCACAUCACAUAUAUUCAUAUUUGAACAUCAUUUUAUAAUGUUUCCAAAAUAUUAAGACUCACAAUAUGCAAGAACUUGAUGAAAGUAAGCCCAUCCAAUAUAAAUACUGAGGUGGUCUUAUUGUUGUCCUUCAACAGCAUGUUGCUAAGGCUGGAGUUAAAAGGCAGAGAUGAAGAUUCUCACAUUCAGCUAACAGAACCGCUGUAUGAAAACAAUCAUGUCAUGAAAACAUGACCUUGUGUUUAAGCUAUAUUAAAAGAGAAUACAUGACAAAUAUUCCCAGGCCCUGACUGCCAUUUGUCAGGGGUUUUAAUAUCAGUGUUUCACCCCAGGCAUUUUUGCUUUAACUCUAAAUAACCACAUAACUUAAUUAGUGAAAGAAUUGAUGAUUAGUUGACUUAUUGAAUCGGGUGGGACAGAUGUUGGUUAAAACCAAUGUCAGAAACCCUCAUCUAUGUAAGUCUAUGUUAAACAGAAUAAAUACACACAGUCAUACUAUAAUUGGCAUGUUUUGUUACCAUAGUGUAAUAUAGUUUGUAUUGUCUCUUGCAUUUUCAUUCAGGCAUGUGUGUGGUCUUUGAUCAAUCCUACUUUGGUCUGUUGCUCAGGACUAGCACUGAUGGUAUUCUUUUACUACAAGUUAAUAAAACAUGUUUUAAUAUUA